Messenger RNA from Labeo rohita (rohu), 3105 nucleotides. RefSeq lists its product as uncharacterized. NCBI's taxonomy places the organism in Eukaryota, Metazoa, Chordata, Actinopteri, Cypriniformes, Cyprinidae. Gene Ontology annotation, molecular function: ubiquitin protein ligase activity. The transcript is spliced from 11 exons. The record is from RefSeq and is a predicted model, not a curated record. The coding region runs from base 382 to 2667 and encodes 761 amino acids.
UACGUUUUAUGAGAUUCUCAUACUUCACCUAAUUACUCAGGUAACACAUUUCUAUAAAAAAGAAACUAGAGUACAAUGACAUACAGCAUUUGAAAUAAGAUUGGCUUACCAUUAAACUCUUGUAAUUUAAUUCAUUGUGUGGAAAAACCAGAAACAUCAGUCAGCCAGUAGUUUCCCUCUCUCUGCUCCACCUGCGCAUAAGCUCGUCCCAUUUUUCUUCGCUUAACUUUAUACAGCCAGGGGAAACUAGUCAAACAAGCUUUUGUGCUCUGCGGCACUCGCAACUUCUUGGACGUUAAAAGCAGGAGCCACAGUUUGGUUUUAUUUGCGUCUACCAUCUCGAGCAUCUGGACUAUUUAAUGAGGCAAAGACAAACCAACAAUGAAGCACGAUCGCAUGUGUGGCAGUCGAUGUCUGGGUCCGAUGAUUUUCAACAUGGACCUGACAGGAAAAAACGUGACUCUGAGUCAAGGAGGACAACUAGCGUCCAGAGACACCUCGUCCUAUAUGAACGGUUUGGCAUUUCUCAGCCGCACUGUGAAGGUUGAUGAAAAGCUGUGUAUACGUAUCGAGGACCACAACUCGUUGUGGGAUGGAGCUCUUCGUGUGGGUUUCACCAACAUCUGCCCUCAGAGAAACAGUUUACCACCUGCCUCAAUACCAGACCUCAGGGACACACGAGGAUACUGUGUUGUGCCUGUGCCUGAGGACGUGUGUAGGUGUGGUGCAGAGCUUCAGUUCUGGAUAAACUAUGCAGGCAUGGUGAUUGUUCAAAAGAUAGGUGGGGAGAAAUAUUACCUCAAAGCAGAAGGACUGAACCUGAAUAAUCCACUGUGGGUUUUCAUUGAUCUGUACGGAAGCACAAGCGCCGUCCGCCUACUGAAAUCAAGGAGGGGCAGUCGAUCAUCAUGCCCGGUUUGUCCUGCAGACGGUACAUCUGCCACCAACUGGGUAGCAAGAGCAGUUGAGCGACAAACAUCAGAAGAAGAGAAUAGCUAUGACCAUAAAACAGAUACCAGAAUUUUCCAGAAAACAUCAUCUUACUGGAAACCGAGUCUCUUUCUUGUACAGUACGCUAACCAGACUACCAUCCCAAGCCCUAGAGAAUGUUCAGAACUCACAAGAGCUGGUUUAGGCGCACCUGCUCAGGAUUCAAGAGGGGUAGAUGUACACUGGACUUUGCGAGAGCUGAAUCGCUUCAUUUGCUCCAGAUAUCCAUUGGUCGACCUGGCCUUGAUUGGUUUCCAUUAUGCAAAGGCUGAUAAAUAUGGACGAUUUUUGAGAUUACAUUCAGACACUCUGAAGAAAAUAAAAAAGGAGCUGGCUGGCAACAUUCUUUAUAUAGUUCCUCAGACAGACAUUGUUCUAAACGAGAUUGCCACACACACACUAUCAUCAGUCAUGAAUGCAAAUACUUUCUCACCACCAUGUUCUCCUCCACCUGUUCCUGCACAACAGAGGCACCGGCUGACUUCAUCCAGCAGUUUUCUUUCAGAUUCAAGUCGAAACUCUUCAGUGGAGGACAUGGACUGCAGUUCUUUGCUCAGAGAGUUUCAGCACAUGCAUCUCAGUGGCAGCGAGCACGUUUCAGUAUUGGCUUCUCGUAACAAGGUGCUGCAGAAUGCUAAAGAUUCUGUUUCCAACUCUAAUUUCUCUUGGACCAAAAUCCCUUUUGUCACAUUUGUUGGUGAGGAAGCAAUUGACUGUGGAGGUCCACGGAGAGAGUUUUUCAGAAUCCUGAUGAUGGAGGUACAGAGCUCCCUGGGCAUCUUUGAGGGGCAGCCUGGACACUUGUUCUUCACCUAUGACCAGAUGGCCUUGGAGCAACACAAGUAUGAGCUGGCGGGGAAGCUGAUUGCAUGGUCUGUGGCUCAUGGCGGACCAGGACUCAAAUCUCUUGACCCAUGCCUGUACCAGCUGAUGUGCACACAGGAAUGUCAACUGGUAGACUUUGACUGGAGCCUAAUAACAGAUGCUGACAUUCAGGACAAACUGCAAAAGAUUUCAUCAUGCAAGACGACAGCAGAUCUCCAGAGGCUGCAGACAGAGCAAGGAGAUUGGAUCUGUGAAUGUGGUUUCCCUGGAAUAUACAGACGUGAAAUUUCUAUCCGAGAUGUACCGAAGAUUUACUCCUAUGCAGUUCGACACUACAUAUAUCUUAGAACGUCAAAUAUGAUCCAUCAGUUCACAAAGGGACUGAAUGCUUAUGGACAAUUCUGGGAAAUGGUAAGAACUCACUGGGUUGAGUUUCUUCCCAUCUUUACCAACAUGCACGAGCCCCUUUCCAGAAGCACAUUCAGAGACCUCUUCCAAAUCCACUGGAGUAAAUUAGGGACCAAGAAGAGGGAAGAUGAGGAGGAGACUAUACACUAUUGGGAACUGGUGCUUAAAAUGAUUGAAGAUAAAAAACCGAAAGCUUCACAAGAUGAGUUGCAUUUUGAGGAGAUUUUGGCUUUCGUAACUGGAGCAGAUGAAGUCCCACCGCUUGGGUUUUCCCCGAAGCCCAGCAUUGACUUCUACCAGCCGGAGCAGCGUGGAAGCCGUCUACCAUAUGCCAACACGUGCAUGAUGGGAUUGUUCCUCCCGAGGGUUGUAAAAGACGAAGUGGAACUUUACAGGAUGCUCCUAAGAGCAAUCAGAGACUCAGAUGUUUUUGGAAGAACGUAAACGUGUAUAAUUCUUUAUUAUAAUGUUCAGAUGCAAAAGUCUCUAAAUCCAUCUGACGAUUUUCUUUAAAAUUCGGAUUUCUUUCUGGCUAUUUUGUAUAGGUUUCUAUGUAAGUACUGGUACUUCUGAAUAGGCUAAGGCUGGAAUUUAGCGAGUUUAAAAUAAAAGUAUUUGAUGGAAGUAUACUACGUGUCAGGAGCAUUCACUCAGUAUCAUUAUCUCAUUUUUGACCGAGAUGGCUUUUAGCUGGUUUUGCAUCUGAACUCUUCAUAUAUUUCAUUAUUUAUUUCACUACUUAAGAAGAAAGCACUUAUGCACUUAGUUAUUUGUAUAUUCUGUGUAUUUUUGACAUAAAGAUGUUUUGCAUUGUAUGCCCCAUGCAUUUUUUAUAUUUGUAAAAAUUAUUAUUUUCAUACAACUGUCAGUCUGCCUCGAAUA